AUGGACGUGUUUGACGAUAUUGAGCGCGUUCCAGCGACUUUGCGUACGCUUGCUGGUGGCCACGAGCCUCGCCGAGGUCAGAUUGAGGCUGUAAAGAGUCUCGCGAUCUACCAACAAGACACCAUUCUUGUGGCCGCUACCGGCUACGGCAAAAGCGCUGUAUUAUUCGCAUUUUCCGCGAUCAAACCCGACAGAAUCACCGUUCAAAUCGUGCCAUUAGUGACGCUGGGAGAGAGCCAGAGACAGGACAUUGCCACCAAGUUACCGGAGUCGAGGCCCAUCUGGGUCGAUGCAGAUACCCACCUCAAAGAAGUCGAAGACCGGAAAUACAGCCACGUACUCUUGAGUCCGGAACAGGCGCUCAAUCCGAAGUUCAAAGCCAUCCUGAGAGACCCGGCAUUCCAUACGAAGAUCGGACUCUUUGCCAUUGACGAACUACAUUGCGUCGGCGAAUGGCGGCAUUUCAAGGAGGAUUACACGUAUCUCUAUACGUUGCGGACCUUGGACAGAGAUAAUCAAGGCUAUAUCCUCAAGCAUGCCGGCUUUAAUCCCUACCCCAGCAUCAUCCGUACCUCCAUCGACAGACCCGAGAUCUCCAUUAUCGUCCAACCGCUGCUACGAGGCUCGAUAUACGACUACCGCCGGCUUCAGUUUCCGGUGGAGGGCUCCAGCGCUGGCUUCGCGCGCAAGGUUGUCCGGCGGUUCGAUGCAGACGUACGGCCCACCGAUAAAGAGAUCAUCUUCAAAGACUUCACCAACCUCGACACCAACUGCCGCAUCAUCGUAGCGACGGUUUCUCUGGGCAUGGGCAUGGAUAUUCCUGAUGUCAGGCCAGUCAUACAAAUCGGCAUCCCCCCCAGCACCAGCAUCGCAGAUAUUUGGCAACGCAUUAGAAGAGCGGUGCGCAAGCAGCCUGUCGAUGGCCGUGUCCAAGGCAUCGCAUAUCUCUUCAUUCUAUACUGGGCUUUUGAUCACCUUGGGAGCGUCGAGAAGCAGAAGCCAGCCGCGAGGAAGAGGCCACAACCCAGGAGAGCUCAACGCCAACCAAACGCUGCUGUCAUCAGCAGUCGACUACAGCUAAUGACUCUGGUUGAUGACGGGGGUGACAACGACGCGGGGAGCCAUGCCAGUGCCGUUACCCAAGCAAGUCAAGACACCAUUGUAUCAGAAUCUCAAGCACCAGCCGUCCCUGAAGAGCUUACUCUAGAGGCAACUAUUAGCUCCCAGUGUCUAUUUGACUUUACAACUAAAGUCAAAUGGACGAAGCUAGACAUAUCGCAACGUGAAAAGCUUGAUCCUAUCUCUAUGGCGUUCAUGAACGCUUCUUGUUUCCGAAAAUUCGCAUUGGAAUAUCUUCAAGAAGAUGUGGACAAUCCUGACCUCGAAUAUCGCCGUCCGCUUGACCAAAGUUUAUGUUGUAACGCCUGCAACCACGAGCUGGGCAAAAGUGCCCCCCCCCCCGCUGCCACGCGACAAACAGGGCGAGAAGCCAUCGACGGGUUCUCUGGCCGGACACGCACUCAAGCAUAUAUCUUCCUGGUGUAUCAAGAACGCCCGGAACCUGGUAUAACAGAGGCACCGCCGCUUCGACAUUACACCAGAGUUGUUCAUGGACAGCAAGCUACAAGUUUGACGCAGAAAGUGCCGCAUUUGAGAGAGUGGGAACACAUUGAGACGAAGGGGGUUGAGCUAGUGACGUUCUGUAUCGCGUCGCUCGCAAGGAUCAAGGAGGAUUGGGAUGUUGGUAAGGCAAAGAGAGCUAGAGAGACGGAUGCCAAAGCGCGUGAAGAACGUGAGGCACAGACUCGCAACGCUACAGCUGUUGAUGCGAGCCGGAAGCGGGCGGCAGCGGGUAUAUCCUGCAAGUAG
Messenger RNA from Chaetomium globosum CBS 148.51, 1869 nucleotides. RefSeq lists its product as uncharacterized. Gene Ontology annotation, cellular component: chromosome; nucleus; nucleoplasm. The coding region runs from base 1 to 1869 and encodes 622 amino acids. NCBI's taxonomy places the organism in Eukaryota, Fungi, Ascomycota, Sordariomycetes, Sordariales, Chaetomiaceae. Gene Ontology annotation, biological process: double-strand break repair via homologous recombination; telomere maintenance. Gene Ontology annotation, molecular function: nucleic acid binding; four-way junction helicase activity; 3'-5' DNA helicase activity. The record is from RefSeq and is a predicted model, not a curated record. The transcript is spliced from 4 exons.